This is a messenger RNA of Sordaria macrospora k-hell, 414 nucleotides long. NCBI's taxonomy places the organism in Eukaryota, Fungi, Ascomycota, Sordariomycetes, Sordariales, Sordariaceae. The record is from RefSeq and is a predicted model, not a curated record.
AUGGGAUACGGAAUGCACAGCUAUGAUGUUCCCGUGGAAAACUGGAAGUAUCUGGGUAUUCUGGGCGCUAUCACUGGCACUACAUCGGUUCUCCACGUGUUUUUUAGCAAAGUAUCCUUUGCCGUGACGCUUCUUCGACUCACGGAUGGCUGGUUGAGGCAACUGAUAUGGUUUAUUAUCAUCACUUUAACGUUAGGCCAGAUGAGCAGUUCCUUUAUGUUCUGGCUCAGGUGUACACCCGCCGAGGCCACAUGGAACCCCCAUAUCAAGGAGAAGAAAUGCUGGGACUCCAAUGCUUUCCUUACGUACUCGAUUGCUGGCGGAAGUGAGUAUCUGACCCAAAAACGCCAUUCCACCCAAAGCUUUACUGACCACCAUUGGCCCAUCCUCUCUAGUUUACUCGGCCUUGUGUGA